This is a messenger RNA of Vombatus ursinus (common wombat), 1863 nucleotides long. It is a transcript of the gene PLLP, whose product is annotated as plasmolipin. Gene Ontology annotation, molecular function: structural constituent of myelin sheath. The coding region runs from base 205 to 765 and encodes 186 amino acids. Gene Ontology annotation, biological process: myelination. Gene Ontology annotation, cellular component: membrane. NCBI's taxonomy places the organism in Eukaryota, Metazoa, Chordata, Mammalia, Diprotodontia, Vombatidae. The record is from RefSeq and is a predicted model, not a curated record. The transcript is spliced from 4 exons.
CCCGGGAGGAACGAGCGUGGAGCCAGGCCAGUCCCUUUGGGAGAGCAGGCGCCGAGUGCAGCCGCUGCCGUCUCCGCCUCCACUUCCACCUCCACCUCCACCGCAGCUGCCUGGAGCAGGGACGCGGAGCUCGAAGCGCAGGCGAAGCAUCGGUCCCCGCCGUCUUCAACCCCCAAGGUUGGGGGUUGGAGGGCAGCCGGACCCAUGGCUGACUUCCCAUCCAAAGUCAGCACCCAGACCAGCACCCCGGUGCAGGGCGGCGCCGGUUCCUCGCUGCCUGGUAUAGGGGCUCUCCGGCCAGACCUCGGCUUCCUUCGCUCUGUAGUGGGCGCCCUGAUGGUCCUGGAGAUCGUGGUGGGUUUGCUGGUCUGGGCCCUGAUUGCAGACACCCCUUAUCACUACUACUCAAUCUAUGGCUGGGUGAUGUUUGUAGCAGUCUUCCUCUGGCUGGUGACAAUCAUCUUCUUCAUCAUCUACCUGUGGCGACUACAUUUGAAACUCUACAUGGUACCCUGGCCUUUGGUGCUAAUGAUAUUUAAUAUAAGUGCCACAAUUCUCUACAUUACUGGAUUCAUCACCAGUGCAGUUGCAGUUCAAAAAACAUCAAUAGCUGGUUCCUAUAUAUUCGACAAAAGGGCUGCUGCUUCUUUCUUUGCAUGUGUAGUGAUGAUCGCCUAUGGAGUGAGUGCUUUCUUCACCUUCCGAGCCUGGAAAGGAAUGGGCAGCAAUGCGGCCACUAGCCAGAUGGCUGGUGGCUAUUCCUAAAUCCAGCAAUGCCCAUGGACCACCUUGGUACUGAAGUCUACAUGCCAUCAUGUAGGGGCCUGGAUACCACUGGUCAACACCAGGAGGCUAUAACUAGCAGAAAACCAGCCCAGCUGUGACCAAAUUUGCUAUCCUCUGCUGAUGGAAUCUGUGCUCUCACUCCACUCCUAAUGGAACACAAUCCACCACCCUGGAUUGGCACAAUUGGCAUUUGUGAGCAGGGGCAGGGAAAAGUCCAAAGAAUGAAAGGGUCAAGGAUGUUAAACGACCUCACCAUCCCUUUAGUCAGGGAAGGCCACCUCUCAGGAAGUGGGGUUGUGGCCAUCCCUGCUUUGAACUUGUAAGGCUUCUGUUUCCAGGGCCAGGAAUUCAACCCCUUUUACCAGCAUUAAAUCUGCUAACAAAUAACACCUCAAAAUUUGUGAUCCUAUCAUGUAUACAAUGUAAAGGUAACUGUAGUAAUGGUAGUAGUCUCAUAGUUUUGUGAAAAGACUUCAGCUACUCAAAGUUGCUACAGGAAUUUCUCAAAUCUGCACCCAAAAGCUGGUCUCACCUCAAACAAAAAGCCAAAGUUGGAGUUAUACAGAGAGUAUCUAAGCAAUGUAAACUCUCCUUUUCUAUUUCAAUGGAAAAAGGAACAAACUGUCAUCUUUACUUUCAUAACAUCCAUGGCUAGUUAAGGGACAAAGGCAAAGAAAGGCCUAUAAGAUAUUAAAAAUAAAAAUAAACCCCAUUAAUAAGGCUACUAAAAUAAGAUAGUGCUUAGGUACUAGUUUAAGGUCUCACUAAUAUAUAGGUGGCAUCUCCAUGAGGAUUUUCACAUUUUAGAAGCUUGUAUUUAAUGGAAACGCUAUUUUUACCUGCUUCUCAAAGACACCUGCUGUCCAGUUAUUUCCUUAUACUUUAAAACAUCAUUUUCACCUAUACAUCCUCUUUGAAAAAGCUAAAUACCAAGACUGAUUUCCUUCCUGACACCACUGGCUGAGCCCAAAGGCUAUGGAUUUGGGGGUGGGUGACUCACAAGCUUGCCUGAUUGUUGGAUAAUACUGAUUUUGUUCUUUGUACAUAAAUAAAGACCUUGGAAACAUCUGUUUGGAA